AUGUUUGGUAAUCCUCGGGCAAAGGAAUCAAAGGCACGUCACAGGAACGCUCGAAGAGUGCGUCUCCGAUAUUCACCACGAGAUAAAAACAUGCAAUCAUUGGGAGAAGUGGCGCACAAAGAUAAACUCCGCGAGGUCGACUCUGGUUCACCCAUACGCUUUUCGAGUUCAUCGGCGAGUCCUGUACCACUGUCUUCAGGGCAGAAUGAUGACCUAAAAGGAAUGAGCCGAUCUUCAAGGGCAAUAGUACAUGGAUCUUGUUUAGUGAAAGGUGCCCCAUCUUGCGACAAAGCGAAGGCUAAAUUUGACGAACUCGGGAGGUACUUUCCGAGUGAUUUGCCGUAUAUCAUCACAUACGAGAAUGGAUCUCUGGAAGCCAUAUGUCAGGAAUGUGGUCGCAGAUUAAAAAUCGAGGGUUCUGCACUUGGUGGUAUUAUAAACCACGCGACCGGCACUCCACAUGGUUUCAACGUCAAACAAAGACUAGAUUCAAACAAUUUGGAAGAGACAUUAACCUCCAAAGUUAUGGCUCGAAGGAAGGCUAUGGAAAUUACAUCUGAGCCAAAUCCCUUUAGAGAAGUCCCAAACCGGCGGAGAUCUGAGAACAUAGAUCCAUGGGAAUUUUCGUCUAUUGAAGUUGAUCCUGCUAGACCUGUCGAUCAUUCUGAAGCUGAGCCAAGAAACUCGAAACGUCAAAAAGUAGCACCUGCGUUCCUCGCUGAAACCGAUACAAGUGAUCUUCAAGUCAGUACAGGCUUGAAGAAUCCUGUAGAACGUUUUGUCGCAGAUAUAUCUGAAAGACUUACGGACAUAAAUCACCAAUUCGAUCAAAAAAUAAAGAAACAACGAGAUCAGACAUUGCUUUUCAAUGCAGACCUAAUCGGGCUGAGAAAUUUCCAUGGCAAGAGGCUAGACACCCUAGAACAAAUUUCGGAGAACCAAAAACACGAACUCAAAGUAUGCAAUGAAAAUUUCAGGGAAUUGAAAGCACAAACUGAUGCCUCUUUACAAAAAGACAAGAUCAGCUUGGCGAAUAUUGAGAGUGAACUUGAGGAGCAGAAAGGAUGCAUCGACAAUACAAUCAACCUUGUGUCGGAUACGAAAUGUAAAGUGGAGGGUCAGAAGAAAGUCAUGGAUAAUCUGGCUGACCUCUUUCCCGAUGUGAAGAGCGAGCUGAAUGAGCAGAAGGAAGUCGUCAACAGUCUGGCUUCAAAGUUGGAAAGUGGCCUAAAGGGACAAAAGGAAACCACCACGAAUUUGGCUGAGUUGAUGGACAAUAGGCUGACUGGACAAAAGCGAAAGGUUGACCACCUGAUGACACAAUUGAAGAACUUGGGUGACAGCAGAGAAUCCGAAGACUUAUUACGGUUGCACGCCGAGAACGAGCUCCAAACCCACCAAAAGCAGAUUGCGAAUCUCGAACAGAAAAUAUCCGGAAUUCGAUAUGACGCCACUAAAGAAGUUUCUGAGAUGAUUGGGAAAAUCAGUUCUAGGGAUCACCAAAUUGAUGAUAUGGUACAAUCUAUCAGACCGAUAAUGCUUCGUCUAGCAGGCUUGGAGAGCACCGAGAAGCAGUCUGAUGAAAUGGUAAUGGUGCGUCUGGCGGCUCUGGAGAAGAAUUAG
This is a messenger RNA of Botrytis sinoallii, 1623 nucleotides long. RefSeq lists its product as uncharacterized. The record is from RefSeq and is a predicted model, not a curated record. The transcript is spliced from 4 exons. NCBI's taxonomy places the organism in Eukaryota, Fungi, Ascomycota, Leotiomycetes, Helotiales, Sclerotiniaceae. The coding region runs from base 1 to 1623 and encodes 540 amino acids.